CGCCCUUUCCCUCGCAGGCGCCGCCCCGGGCCCGCCCCUUCCCGGCGUGAGGGGGAGGCGGCCGCAGCCCCGCAGCUGCAGCCAUGGCGCUGGUCACCCUGCAGCGCUCGCCGACCCCCAGCGCCGCCUCCUCGGCCAGCACGAGCGAGGCAGAGGCUGGCAGUGAUGAGGAGCGUAGACUGAAUGUGAGCCUCAGCGAGAGCUUUUUCAUGGUGAAAGGUGCAGCUCUUUUCUUACAGCAAGGAAACAGCUCCCAGGGCCAGAGAAGCCUCCAGCAUCCCCACAAACAUGCAGGUGACUUGCCCCAGCACCUGCAGGUGAUGAUCAACCUCCUGCGCUGCGAGGACAGGAUCAAACUGGCCGUGCGCUUGGAGAGCGUGUGGAGCGACCGCGUGCGCUACAUGGUGGUGGUGUACAGCAACGGGUGCCAGGACACCGAGGAGAACAUCCUGCUGGGAGUGGACUUCUCCAGCAAGGAGAGUAAAAGCUGCACUAUAGGAAUGGUUCUUCGCCUGUGGAGUGAUACUAAAAUCCAUCUGGAUGGGGAUGGUGGCUUCAGCGUGAGCACUGCAGGGAGGAUGCACAUCUUCAAACCUGUGUCAGUGCAAGCCAUGUGGUCUGCUUUACAGAUCCUCCACAAAGCCUGUGAGGUUGCCAGGAGGUACAACUACUUCCCAGGGGGGGUGGCCUUGGUGUGGGCCACCUACUACGAGAGCUGCAUCAGCUCGGACCAGAGCUGCAUCAACGAGUGGAACGCCAUGCAGGACCUGGAGUCCACCCGCCCCGACUCCCCUGCCCUCUUUGUGGACAAGCCGACGGAAAGGGAACGAACGGAGCGGCUCAUCAAAGCCAAGCUCCGGAGCAUCAUGACCAGCAAGGACCUGGAAAAUGUCACUUCCAAGGAGAUCCGAAACGAGCUGGAGAAACACAUGAACUGCAACUUGAAGGAAUUCAAGGAAUUUAUAGACAAUGAAAUGCUGCUGAUCCUGGGCCAGAUGGACAAACCAUCCCUGAUUUUUGAUCAUUUGUACCUGGGCUCCGAGUGGAACGCGUCCAACCUGGAGGAGCUGCAGGGCUCGGGCAUUGACUACAUCCUGAACGUCACCCGCGAGAUCGACAACUUCUUCCCAGGCCUGUUCGCGUACCACAACAUCCGCGUGUACGACGAGGAGACCACGGACCUGCUGGCACACUGGAACGAGGCCUAUCACUUCAUCAACAAGGCCAAGAAGAACCACUCCAAGUGCCUGGUGCACUGCAAGAUGGGCGUGAGCCGCUCGGCCUCCACGGUCAUCGCCUACGCCAUGAAGGAGUUUGGCUGGUCCCUGGAGAAGGCCUACAACUACGUGAAGCAGAAGCGCAGCAUCACGCGGCCCAACGCCGGCUUCAUGCGGCAGCUGCUGGAGUACGAGGGCAUUCUGGAUGCCAGCAAGCAGCGCCACAACAAACUGUGGAAGCAGCAGGCAGAGAGCAACCUGCCCCAGAACACCGACGGCACCGCGGGCUCGGGAGACUUCUUACUGGAGAGCUUGGACAUCGACCUGGAGAACCGCCUGGCUGACCUGGACAUGCCUUCCCAGUCCGCCUACCUGGACAACCGGGCCGGCUCCGAGGGCUUCGGGUACUGCUUCCGCCGCCUGUCGGACACGCUGCUGGAGAACAAAAUUCCUGGGGACAGAGAGGGCUUCUUCCACAUGGAGCAGCUGGAGAGGGAUGCCCUGGUGGGACAGCCUCCGUCUGCACCUUCCCAGGGGAGGCUGCUGGAGAUGGAAAAGGCCCCGGAGAGAGCGGAGCCGCUGGCAGAGCUGGGCGGCUUCUGUGAGAAAGAGGCAAAGAAGAAACUGGACUUCAGCCCCAGGAAGGGAAGGAUGGUCCUUGGGGAGCCAGGGGAGGACGGUGUCAGGGAGGAAAACCCCAUGGAAAAGUGGAAGCGGCGUUUGUCCAUGCACAAGGAGGAGAGCAGGCUCAAUAGGGAGAACUUGAAUAACAACAACAGCAAAAGGAGUUGCCCAGAGGAUUUUGAGCACGAUGCCGUGUUUGGGAUCCUCAGCAAGGUGAAGCCUUCCUACCAGUCCUGCACUGACUGCAUGUACUCCUCGGCAGGACUGGCCCCCGAGCCCUUUGGGGAGCAGUGCGAGAGGCUCAGCGCCGGCACCGCGCGGCGCAGCAGCACCAUCUGCACCCAGCCCCCCCUGCUGCCCCACCUGCACUCCCACCUGAUGGAGCACCUGCCCAGCAGGGCACCCCCCGAGGAGCCGGGCAGGACUAAACACAACGAGGCUCCGCUCCCUCUGGCACCAGGGGCUGUGGAGGUUGGCACGUGCAGGGCACUGGAUCAGCACUGCGGCCUUUUGGAGAGAGGGAAAGAUGCGCCAAAAACCCCCGAAAAAACUCUGCAGCCCAGGAGGAACUCCCACUGUGACAGGAGCCUCCUUCACGCAGAGGUGGUGAGGGAAGAGUCUCUGGCCAGAAAGGACCCCAGGCCUACCAAGGACGUGAAGUACCUGUUGUUCAGCAAAGACUUGGAAAAGCCGAGCGCCAACAGUUACUUGAUGCAGCACCAGGAGUCGCUGCUGCAGCUGCAGAAAGCGGGGUUGGUCAGGAAGCACACCAAAGAGCUGGAGCGCCUCAAGAGCCUGCCCUCGGACCCCUCGGUGCUGCUCAGGGACAGCCCCCUGGGCAGGGUGGACUCCAGCAUCGUGGAGGAAAGCGAGGACUUGAUGGCCCAUCCCGGCCUUGUGCCUCUCCUGGCCCCGGCCCAGCUCGUGGCCGGAGACGCCGAGAACGACGUGGAGAAGCUGGGGGUGAAGCGUGUCCUGGAGGGCAUCUCCCAGAAAACCUCCACACCCGCUGGGUGCCGCCUGGAGCACACCAGCAGCUUCACCAAGGACUUCCUGAAGACCAUCUGCUACACCCCCUCCUCCUCCCGCAGCUCCAACCUGACCCGCAGCUCCAGCAGCGACAGCAUCCACAGCGUGCGGGGCAAGCCCGGCCUGGUGAAGCAGCGCACGCAGGAGAUCGAGACCAGGCUGCGCCUGGCCGGCCUCACCGUGUCCUCUCCCCUGAAAAGAUCCAAUUCCCUGGCCAAGCUGGGCUGUCUGAACCUGUCCUCCGAGGACUUGUCGAGCGACGUGGACGUGGCCACCAUCACGGACUCCAAGGAGGCCGUGUCCAGCGAGUGCUCCGUGCUCUGUGAGCCCCCGGCGAGGGGCCCGGACGGCGCCUCCAAACCAGGGCUGAAGCCCCUGGCUGGGAACUUGAAGAACACGCUCUGGAUGGGCAAAAGUUGAUGCCUUGCUGGGGGGGGAGGGAGGGGGCUGGAUUU
Messenger RNA from Zonotrichia leucophrys gambelii, 3325 nucleotides. It is a transcript of the gene SSH1, whose product is annotated as slingshot protein phosphatase 1. Gene Ontology annotation, biological process: actin cytoskeleton organization; negative regulation of actin filament polymerization; protein dephosphorylation. Lineage: Eukaryota; Metazoa; Chordata; Aves; Passeriformes; Passerellidae. Gene Ontology annotation, cellular component: cytoplasm. The transcript is spliced from 15 exons. The coding region runs from base 84 to 3290 and encodes 1068 amino acids. The record is from RefSeq and is a predicted model, not a curated record. Gene Ontology annotation, molecular function: protein tyrosine/serine/threonine phosphatase activity; actin binding.